Molecule: messenger RNA, 1459 nt
Organism: Haliaeetus leucocephalus (bald eagle)
Lineage: Eukaryota; Metazoa; Chordata; Aves; Accipitriformes; Accipitridae
Gene: BPI
Product: bactericidal/permeability-increasing protein
Exons: 15
Coding region: 14-1459 (481 amino acids)
Biological process (GO): innate immune response; defense response to Gram-negative bacterium; lipopolysaccharide-mediated signaling pathway
Molecular function (GO): lipopolysaccharide binding
Source: RefSeq, a predicted model, not a curated record
CGGGGCAGCCAGGAUGGGAGCGCAGAGCCUGGCGGCGGCUUGCGGGGCGCUGGCUUUGUGCCUGGCCCUCACCGGAGCCACCAGCCCCGGCUUCGUGGUGAGGAUCACCCAGAGUGGAUUGGACUAUGCGCAUCAGCAGGGGAUCGCCAUCCUGGAGAAGGAGCUGGCCCAGCUGAAGCUGCCAGAUAUCUCGGGUGACUUUCGCAUCCGGCACGUGGGGAAGGUGCACUAUGAGAUCUCCAGAUUGGACCUUCGCAGUUUCAACUUGCCGUACUCGCGGAUUUCCCUGGUCCCCAACGUGGGCCUGCAGGUCUCCAUCUCCAACGCCUUCGCCGAGGUGGAUGGGAACUGGCGGGUGAAGAUAUACUUCAUCCGGGACCACGGUUCAUUUGAUCUGAAGGUGGAGAAUGUCUAUAUCAAAAUCAACCUGAAGCUAGGCAGCAGUGCCGCUGGGAAACCCACCAUUGACACGUCUGACUGCAGCACCCGCAUCUCCAAAGUCCGGGUACACUUUUGGGGCAAGUUUGGAUGGCUUUACAACCUCUUCUAUGGCGCUGUUGAGUCCAGAUUCCGGAAUAUUUUGGAGAGCAAGGUCUGUGAGAACGUGGUCACGUCUGUGCGCAGCGAGCUCCAGCCUUACCUCCAGACCCUGCCAGUCACAGCCAGGAUAGAUGACAAGGCCGGGAUCGAUUACUCCUUGGUGGCACCCCCAACUGCUACCGCCCAGUCCCUGGACGUGGACCUGAAGGGUGAAUUCUUCUCCCUGGCCCACCGCUCCACCGUCCCCUUCCCUCCGCUGGCGCUGGCCUUCCCCCCGGAUCAUGACCGUAUGGUUUACUUUGGGGCAUCCAGCUACUUCUUCAAUACAGCCGGCUUCGCCUACCACGCAGCCGGGGCUCUGGUCUUCGAAAUCACAGACUCCAUGAUCCCAAAGGACACGGGGUUCCAUUUGAACACCUCCACCUUCUCAGCCUUCAUUCCCCAGCUAGAGAAGAUGUAUCCAGACAUGCCGAUGAAGUUCAGGCUGUCCGCCCCCUCUGCUCCGUUUCUGAACAUCGGACCAGGGGGGCUCUUACUCAAGCCUGUCGUGGAUAUCCAGGCUUAUGCCAUCCUUCCCAGCUCCAGCCUGGCGCCUCUCUUCCUCCUCAGCCUGACAAGCAAUGUGUCUGCUGUCAUCGACGUGAAAUCUGGCCACAUAGUUGGGAACCUGACCACGGGCAGGUUGAGGCUCUCUCUGAAGCAUUCGGAUGUUGGCACUUUCCAGGUGCGAAUGCUGCAGUCCUUAAUGAACACCAUUGCUUCCCUUACGCUGCUCCCGCGUCUUAAUGAAAGGUUAGCUGAGGGUUUCCCUCUGCCACUGCCGGACAGAAUACAGCUCUCCAAUAUCCUUGUGAGGUUUCACCAGAAUUUCCUGCUGCUUGGAGCAGACGUCCGCUAUCAGCCUCGGGAAUGGAGAUAA